AUGGGCCGCCUGAACGAGCAGCGCCUCUUUCAGCCUGACCUGUGCGACGUGGACCUGGUGCUGGUACCUCAGCGCAGUGUCUUUCCGGCACACAAGGGUGUACUGGCUGCAUACAGUCAGUUCUUCCACUCGCUCUUCACCCAGAACAAGCAGCUUCAGCGUGUGGAGCUGUCCCUGGAGGCGUUGGCACCUGGCGGCUUGCAGCAGAUCCUCAACUUCAUCUACACGUCCAAGCUGCUGGUCAACGCGACCAACGUCCACGAGGUGCUCAGUGCGGCCUCGUUGCUGCAGAUGGCUGACAUUGCCACGUCCUGCCAGGAGCUGCUGGACGCCCGUUCCCUCGGCCCACCGGCCCCCGGCACUGUGGCUCUGGCACAAGCGGCGGCCGGCAGCACUCCAACUGCAUCACCCUACUACUGCGACAUCAAGCAGGAGGCCGACGCCCCGGGCCUGCCCAAGAUCUACGCCCGAGAGGGCCCUGACCCCUACUCGGUGCGUGUGGAGGACGGGGCAGGGGCCGCGGGUGGCACAGUUCCCACUGCCCUGGGGUCAGCGCAGCCCUUCUUCAAGGAGGAGAAGGAGGGCAGUGUGGAGGAGGCCAGCGGGCCCCAGGCCCCCUUGUGCAAGCUGGAGGGUGGGGAGGAGCUGGAGGAAGAGCUUGGGGACUCUGGCACCUAUGGCCCCCGGGAGCAGUCCCAGAUCAUUGUCGAGGUGAAUCUCAACAACCAGACACUGCACGUGUCCACAGGGCCCGAGGGGAAGCCAGGUGCAGGGACUAGCCCAGCUACCAUGAUGCUGGGCCGGGAGGGUGGGCUACAGAGACACUCGGAGGAGGAGGAGGAGGAGGAGGAGGAGGAAGAGGAAGAGGGUGGCGGCAGUGGAGGGGAAGAGGAGGAGGAAGAGGAGGGUGGCAGUCAAGGAGAGGAAGAAGAUGAAGAGGAGGAAGGGCACAGUGAGCAGGAGGAGGAGGAGGAAGAGGAAGGGCACAGUGACCAGGAUCAAGAAAGCUCUGAGGAGGAGGAAGAUGAGGAGGAGGAGGGGGAGGCUGGAAGCAGACAAGUGCCGGCAGGGCCCGGGGGGCACCGGGGCAGCCAGGUGGAUGGCCCUGCCCACAGUCGCAUGGCCACAAGGUCCCGGGAGAAUGCCCGGCGCCGGGGCACCCCUGAGCCUGAGGAGGCUGGGCAGCGGCGUGGGAAGCGGUCAAAGCCACCCCCAGGAGCAGCCCCAGCCUCUGCCCGGGGGCCACCUGCCACCGAUGGGCUGGGGGCCAAGGUGAAGCUGGAGGAGAAGCAGCACCACCCUUGCCAGAAAUGCCCGCGCGUUUUCAACAACCGCUGGUACCUGGAGAAACACAUGAACGUGACGCACAGCCGCAUGCAGAUCUGUGACCAGUGUGGCAAACGUUUCCUGCUGGAGAGUGAGCUGCUGCUACACCGGCAGACGGACUGCGAGCGCAACAUCCAGUGUGUGACAUGUGGCAAAGCUUUCAAGAAGCUCUGGUCCCUCCAUGAACAUAACAAGAUUGUGCAUGGCUACGCAGAAAAGAAGUUCUCGUGUGAGAUCUGCGAGAAGAAGUUCUAUACCAUGGCCCACGUGCGCAAACACAUGGUGGCCCACACCAAGGACAUGCCCUUCACGUGUGAGACCUGCGGGAAGUCCUUCAAACGCAGCAUGUCUCUCAAGGUGCAUUCACUGCAGCAUUCGGGGGAGAAGCCCUUCAGAUGUGAGAACUGCAACGAGCGCUUCCAGUACAAGUACCAGCUGCGCUCCCACAUGAGCAUCCACAUUGGCCACAAGCAGUUCAUGUGCCAGUGGUGUGGCAAGGACUUCAACAUGAAGCAGUACUUCGAUGAGCACAUGAAGACCCACACAGGGGAGAAACCGUACAUCUGUGAGAUCUGCGGCAAGAGCUUCACCAGCCGGCCCAACAUGAAGCGGCACCGGCGCACACACACAGGCGAGAAGCCGUAUCCUUGUGACGUCUGCGGUCAACGCUUCCGUUUCUCCAAUAUGCUCAAGGCCCAUAAGGAGAAAUGCUUCAGAGUCAGCCACCCUCUGGGCAGUGAAGGCACGCCCUCAGCCCCGGGCCUGCCCCCCACCCAGUCUCACGCCCACACACCACUGCCCCUGCUCCCAGGCCUUCCCCAGACCCUACCGCCCCCACCCCCGCUCUUUCCUACCACCACCAACACCACCACCGCCAGGAUGAAUGCCAACAACUAA
This is a messenger RNA of Chrysochloris asiatica (Cape golden mole), 2223 nucleotides long. It is a transcript of the gene ZBTB47, whose product is annotated as zinc finger and BTB domain containing 47. Gene Ontology annotation, biological process: regulation of transcription by RNA polymerase II. Gene Ontology annotation, cellular component: nucleus. Gene Ontology annotation, molecular function: RNA polymerase II cis-regulatory region sequence-specific DNA binding; DNA-binding transcription factor activity, RNA polymerase II-specific; protein binding. Lineage: Eukaryota; Metazoa; Chordata; Mammalia; Afrosoricida; Chrysochloridae. The record is from RefSeq and is a predicted model, not a curated record. The transcript has 5 exons. Bases 1 to 2223 code for a protein of 740 amino acids.